Messenger RNA from Folsomia candida, 2967 nucleotides. It is a transcript of the gene Zwilch, whose product is annotated as protein zwilch homolog. NCBI's taxonomy places the organism in Eukaryota, Metazoa, Arthropoda, Collembola, Entomobryomorpha, Isotomidae. Bases 423 to 2201 code for a protein of 592 amino acids. The transcript has 12 exons. The record is from RefSeq and is a predicted model, not a curated record. Gene Ontology annotation, biological process: protein localization to kinetochore; mitotic spindle assembly checkpoint signaling. Gene Ontology annotation, cellular component: RZZ complex.
CUUUUCUUCUUGUAAACUUGAUCAUCACAUCAUCAUCAUCUCCAGCAGCAGCAACUCUGCUCUGCUCUCUCGUAUCCUCCAUCCAGUUGAGAAUACAGAAAAGUAGUGGCAGCAGCAGCUGAAUGUUCAGCUCGGCUCAGAGGUCGAUCGGUCGGUAACAAAAAAGCCCCAUCAUUCUCGUCAUUUUUCAUCCCCCGCAACUACACCCACCGCAGGGAGACAAAGGUUGUUGUUGUGUGUGUGUGUGGUGGUGUGGUGUUCAAUUGACAGCGGGGUGGGUUCAAGGUCGGACAGGUAUUUGGUCUUUGUUGCGCCACAGUUACUAAAACUAAGGUCAUAGAGGACGACGAGGGACACCAUUGAGUGUCGGUUCUUCGAGUAGGACGAGUUUUCGAUUUGCUUAUCAUUAAGGCGAGGGCGAGAUGCCAGGAAUACAGUGUUCGUACGGGGACGUGACGAGAGUGGACGUUCCAAUCCCGUUCUUCUUGAGGGAAUCGGCAUUCCUUGAUUUCGACAAUGAAAACUACUCGUGGGAGGCGGAUGAAGAUAUCACUGUGUUGGUCAAGUGCAGUAAAAGGCCUGCACCUAAGACAUCUCCAAGGGAUGAUUUAGAUGCUUCUGAAGCAUCAAAUAUUGGAGGGUGUCCUCUCGAGUGUCCCUUUGACCCAAAUGAGAAUUUUGAAGGGACAAAUAAACCUAUAGGGCCACCUCCAGUGUUUCAUGGGUUGGACUUUUCAAUGGUUCAAUAUGAAGCGAUGGACCUUCCCACUUGCCGGGGUUUGGUGAAGAAGAUCUAUGAGGGCGAUGAAAUUACCGUGCACAGCCUGUGCUUGGACCAGGUGUCGGGCAAGCUGGCAUACACCACUCCAAUUUACGUAGCUUGCGAUGGAUCGCCAAAUGCAAAGGACCUUGUCAUGAUUGGUUUUCACGAUGAAAAGUUCCUGGAAUUAAGAAUGAUGGGACCUUACAAACGGCAGUCUACUCAACUUAAUUUGGAUCUCUUUCUCGCAUAUCAUCAGCAUCUUCCAAAUGUGAACCCAGUGUCCGUAACUCGCCAGGUUCAUGCGGUCUACGAAAAACUUCACGGCGAACAUGUAUCGCAAGGAAAAGUUUUCAUGGAGUUCUUAUGGAAUGAUCCAAAGUCACUGUUCGAACCACCGCCAACUGAUAGCGCUAGUGCUAAAUUGGCCAUUCAACCCAGACCGGGUGACGCAAAUCCGUACUUACAAAAGCUCUGGGAAGAAAUCGCAGGCUUAGAGAAGCUCCUUGAUAUGUGGGACUCGACUAAAGCCAGCGAGGCAGAUAAAACCAAUUUGAGCUGUUCUAUCCUUGGAAGUGAGUCUGAGGUAGCUUUAGAAAUGCACAAUUUACUGAGUCUUCAAGCUGGUCCAGCGUGGAGGAAAGGAUGUGCAGAGUAUUCAGAUUCAAUGGACGACGCUCUUCAGAAAGUUGCUACCGUCGAUCGGCAUGAUGUGGAUUUUGUGGAUAGAGUGUGGAAUAUCCUAAGAAAUACCGCUUCAUGGGAUGAUUUGAUUGAGUGCUUCCAUGUCAUGUUCAAAGCUGUUGAAGGAAAGAUGUAUCGACCAUAUCUGCUCCCAUCCAACCAGUCGCUUCUCAGUGAACUACUGAAGGGGGUUAUGACAAAUCAAAUCACAAAUUACAGAGCCAAACUAAGCCCAUCAUUGGUCGUUGAAGUUGCUUUGGAUUGUGGACUACAUAAGCUUUAUAAGGACUACGCAUUCAUCCUUGGGACUUGCCAUCUCAUAGAACCUCGUGAUGCCAAGGCUUUCCUUCCUCAACGACGUUUGUACAAGGAGUCAUUGCAGUGCAUCAAGAAGCUGCACUGUAUUAUGGAAGUUUUAUGUCUUUCUCGAGAGAGGUUGUCCUUGGCAAUGACUGAACAGGAAAUUCAAACUCGAAAAUUACUUGAAUAUUUCGCCAAAAAUCCAUUAAAUUGGGACAAAACUUUUCACUUCGACAUUCCCAUGAAUACAAUCUCUCCGAUACUCACAGGUUUGCAUCCAGUUUACUGGAAUCUUAAGUUGGAAUCCAGCACUGCCCUUCGUGUUGCUCGCACAAAUGCGGUACUGGCCCGAGAUUUCUUUAUAGGUCAUGCGAAGAAGUUUUAUGUAACUGCCGACGGGACUAUGCCUCGAGGAUACUACCUUUACGUUCAUCGAGUUGCUCAGCGUAAAAUGUGAAUUCUUCGGCUUAUUAGAUAAACAAAAUUCAUCGUCCGUAAUAAAUCAGCCAAUCUAAUUUUUUCACUUGUGGAUAGGAAUCCCUUGUUUAUCUAUUUUAUUCAAUGUAUAUGCUUUCAGUGUAUUUUUGUUUUUGUUUACAAUUUGUUAAUUUCUUCAACUGUAUUCGAAGUUAUCGCUUUCCAAAUCAUGUCACGUGUUUAAAAAUGUAUUUGUCGAAACGUGGCUCAGUAUAUGAUGUGCUAUGAUUAUAUAUAUGUAUGUAUGAUGCGUGUUCAAAUGUUCUCGUAACAAUUUUGCAAAUACAACGGCCAAGCGCACAAUACAAAAUUCAAUAAAUCUUAGGCUAGUCGUUCGUACUACUACAACUUCAAUAGACUACUUAUCCUUAGAACUGUUACUUUGAAUCUACAUAGAACAAUAAUAUGUAGUAAUGUCGUAAUAACUUUAGCUCGUCUCGUCAGCGAAAGCCUUAAUAUUGAGACGGAUUUUUGUCUCCUCUUCCAUGCUAACAUUAUUAGAUACCGGUAACACAUGAGGUAUGUACAAUUCCUAGAGGAAAACCUACCCUCGCUAAUAUGUAUAAGUAAGUAGAAUAAGAUAUGCACUUCUUCGAAAGUUUCCCAUUUACAGUAUUUUAUAAGGUUGGCGCUGUGGAGUAAUUUUUUGUAUUCAGCAUUUCGAUUUCGACUACUACGUACAAUUAUAAAAAAGUAACAUACCUGUACAGACUUUUAAUAAAUUUUGUGUCUUAAAGUAUCUGAAA